AACGAAAACGCAUCAAUGCGAUAUUUUAAAAAAAACGCUCAACAAGUUUCCCGUUGGCAACGCACACGUGUUACUCACCAAAACGGAACGGAGUCUCAAAACCUCACUAUAAAAACACCCCCGUUCGUUUCUUUCGUUUUUGUCUCAGACAUCCUCAAUCUCGAACACAAAAUUAACAACUACUUCGUACAACAGGGUGUGAGAAAAGAAAGCCCUAUGGAAAUGGGACGAUCAAGCACUGGAGUCUCCGGCGAUUCUGUGGCCGACGGUGUUGACUUGAUGGCUUGUGAUGAGCGUCUUUAUGUUCAAGGUGAAAAAGUCUGGGCUUCUCAUAAGGGAGAAUGGUACCCGGCCAAGGUGCAGAAAGUCGAAUCUCGGAUGGAGGCAUUUACAUAUUUUGUUCAUUAUCUUGGUUGGAAGAAAAGAUGGGAUGAAUGGCUGGAUACUAAGAAGCUGAUGAAAUUUACUGAAGCGGAUGUCCAAAAGCAGUUGGCGCAGUCUGAUAGACCAGCUGUGGUGAAGAACAUCAAGCCUGGCCAGAAGAAUAAAACAAAAAUAUCUGCUGCAGCUAGAGGCAAGAAAGGCAAGGGUGGAAGCAAUUUCAAGGAGAACUGUUUGAUAACGGAGGAAAACAUGUUGAAUAUUGAAAUACCACCCACACUAAAGAAGCAACUCCUAGAUGAUUGUGAAUUUGUAACUCAUCUAGGCAAGCUUGUUAAGCUCCCGCGUACGCCCACUGUUGAUGACAUACUGAAAAAGUAUUUUGUGGCUAGAGUCAGAAAGAAUGACGAGUCUAAGGAGGCAAUUCAAGAAAUCCUAAGCGGGUUACGCUGUUACUUUGACAAAGCAUUGCCUGCAAUGCUCCUGUACAAAAGUGAGCGUAAACAAUACGAAGAAGUGACUGCAGAGGACAUUCCCCCUUCGACAGUAUAUGGAGCUGAACAUUUGUUGCGCCUCUUCGUUAAGUUGCCAGAGAUAUUGUAUGAUGCAAAGAUUGAAGAGGAAACACUGAUGAAGCUCCAGCCAAAGAUACUUGACUUGCUGAAGUUUUUGCAGAAGAACCAAAGUACCUACUUCCUUUCUACUUACCAGAGCCCUGAAGAGUUGGACCCUGAGAUGCAAGAAUGAUGCUAAAGCUCGACACAGGCGUAAAAGCGUAAUAUAGAUGUGUAUAACAUAAUGGUGAGAAAGGAUAGGUGGGUCAAUCAGUAUAGGUUAAACCGUGUGUUUUGGUUACCUAAUCUUGAAUUGAUACUCAAUUGUUUUGUAGCAGCAACUGCAUCAGUUGUAAUUGGCUGUAAUCUGUUACUAGAAUAUUUGAAUGACCAGGAUUUUCAUGAUCAAGGUUUGAUUAUCUUUCUGCUCCCA
Daucus carota subsp. sativus is the source of this 1368-nucleotide messenger RNA. RefSeq names its product protein MRG2. NCBI's taxonomy places the organism in Eukaryota, Viridiplantae, Streptophyta, Magnoliopsida, Apiales, Apiaceae. Gene Ontology annotation, cellular component: histone acetyltransferase complex; nucleus. The coding region runs from base 16 to 1128 and encodes 370 amino acids. Gene Ontology annotation, biological process: regulation of DNA-templated transcription; chromatin organization. The transcript has 11 exons. The record is from RefSeq and is a predicted model, not a curated record.